AUGAGUAGCGGCACCAGCUGGGCCAAUUCCAGCGGCUUUGGUCAAAGCCAAUCCACCUCAUCCGGCCUCUUCGGUAACACCACCCAAAACCCCGGUUUCGGCGCAAGAUCGUCUUCGAUGGCCAAUCUUCUGUCGUUACUGAACAACGCCAAUUCAAACCCCUCUGCAGGCCCAUCUCUGUCGUUAUUUGGGUCUUCAGCAGCACAGGCGCAGCCUAGCUCGAGCAGCUCCUUUUCUUUGGGAGGUAAUGCGCUGGGCGGCGGUUUGUUUGGCAAUUCUGCAAGUGCUGCCAAACCUGCCAAUGCCACUGCAACGGGGGGUCUUUUUGGAAACUCUGGCAAUUCCAAUGCCCAACAAGGCGGUCUCUUUGGUAAUUCUGGCGGUAAUACAAACACAAAUACUGCACUGACCGGCGGCCUUUUCGGGAACACACCAUCUCAGAGCAGCGGUGUCCUUGGAAACAGCAACAACAAUAUGGGUGCCAAUACCACGUCUGGUGGUUUAUUUGGAAACACAAACACUGCUGCGACAAGUUCAAACCCCGCCGGUGGUCUUUUUGGGAACAGUAACAACACCUCUAAUACUCAAGCAAACUCCCUCUUUGGGGGAUCCAAGCCUGCCACCACCAGCACCACCAGUAAUUUGUUUGGUGGAUUGCCUCAAGCCAGUGCUGCCCCAUCCGGCGGCUUGUUCGGAAACUCUGCGUCUUCGACCAAUAAACCUGCUACUGGUGGCUUAUUCGGUGGUAGUGCAAACACAGCACAAUCUGGCGGACUUUUCGGAAACACUUCGAAUAAUCAAUCUGGCGGGCUUUUCGGAAAUAGCACCAAUAAUCAAUCCGGUGGACUCUUUGGCAGCGCAAACUCCGGUGGCCUCUUUGGUAACUCCUCUGCAUCGAACAACAUGGCUGGACAAGGUUCCAACGCGAUUAACUCCAUUUCUAAUGCUGAUCCAUACAAAUCCGAUACAACCAUAUCGUCGAUUAACAAAACAGCAAAUGUCAUGCCGCAAUCUAUUACAGGCUCCCUCUUCGAGGCAAAGAGUUCUACUCUUGAGCGCAGGCAGUCCCAGCCAGACGUCAAACCUCAACCGAAGAAGUCUUCAUUGUUAGGGAAACUAGCACAGACAUUUAACAUCUUUAGAGCUCCUGCAAAUACUAAGUCCACAAAGGACUCGGCGAAAUUCAUGGGUAUCUUCACACAACAGAAUUAUGCAACUGAGCACAGUCAAAUUCGAAAUGACGAUUAUAGCAUUGGUAAGAAACGUCCUCACUCUCAGUCUCUUAAACUUGGGAACAGAAACGUGGGUGAUAUUCGCAAAUUGGUUAUCAAAUCAAAACCGUCUCGUUUUGACUUAAUUGAUGCAAACAAAGUGCUCACAUCCAAACGCAGGCGUGUUGCAAAACCAUUGACAUCUCUCGCAUAUCAAAAUAAUAUUUUGACUGACGAAGAAUCCAGCGCAGACGAAAAAGAGGCCCCUGUCAAGCACAUUGCAGCAGGUAACCACCUGUUCUCCCAACCUGAGCAGGCAAGCGAACCAAAAUCAAAGCAAGCUCCUCUUUUCGAAAACUCAGAUGGCUAUUUCUGCUCUCCUUCCAUCAAAGAACUCUCCAUGCUCCCGACGGACCAACUUGCCUCCGUUUUUAAUUUCAUCGUGGGUCGUGUUGGUCAUGGACAAAUUGCUUACAACUACCCGGUAGAUUUGUCGCAGCUUUAUGAGAGAUGCGAUGGAGACUUCACCCAGAUUCAAAACGAACUCUUUGGCAAAAUUAUUAAAAUAGAUAAAACCAUCGUCCGGGCGUACGACGACCCCGAGGUUGAGUCCCCACCCAUGGGAUGUGAGCUUAAUGUUCCUGCUACUAUUACUCUCGUAGCGCCACCAACAUCUAACCGAACCGUGGAGGAUCAUAUUAAAAGACUUCAGAACAUCAUUGGUAUGGAUUUUAUUACAUAUGAUCCGAUUCUGUUCAACUGGACAUUCAAAGUCAAGCAUUUCUCAGUCUGGGGCCUCAUUGAUGAUGGUGAGGAAGAAGCAGAUGAAGCUCCAGACACCAAGCGCCUCAGAGAUUUGAAGAAGGAGCAAGACGCUCAUGAAGACGAGGCAAAUGACACAUAUACCAAGCUUUAUGAGAAUUCCGAAUACAGAAACGAAUUGAAAAGGCAGAAAAUCGAAAGACAAACAAGCGCAUUACCCGGUGGAUGGCUAUUCGACACCACUAUUGCCUCCGAAAGACCGGAUGUUUCCUUGCAACUGAAACAACAAAUUGUGCGAAACGAGAUCAAUCAAGAAAUCAAUCACUAUAAAGAGGGAAAAUCGGCUCUAGUACUUGCAAGCAAUGCCAGUGAUAUAACAGUUGAAUCCGACUCUGAAAGUGAAGUCGCAAGUCUUCAGGAAAACUUUGGAGAAGCUUUUCUCCCCGCUGAGCCUCGGCAAUUCGAUUACCUCAAGCAAAUCGUCAGUUCAAUGCCCUCAUCUGCCCAAUUUGAUGAUCUUGUAGAUGAGAAGGCCUACGAGCCUGAUAUCGAAGACGAGAAAGCCUUUGAGAUGGUAAAGUAUUCGCCCUCGAUCCCAUCCACAAAGGAUUGGAUCUUGCAAUUAGAGUUAGCCAAUGACAUUGAUUCUGCGUUGGCUCCAACUACAGUCAUUGACCAAGAAAAGCUGGCACUUCAGGCCGUCAAUGAGAUUUUAUUUGCGGAUAUCAGUAAGGGCCCUGUGGAUUUGGGUCAGGCCUCCACACCUCUCAAGGAGAAGAAAUUGCUGUCAAUUACUGAAAAACCAUUAAUAAGUAUUGAUAAGAAUGCGGCAGUCAGACUAAUCCAGAGUAUCAUGAUUAACUCUAAAAUCGAAGCAAGAAAAAACGGAUUUCCACAAUUGUCCUUCAGCGCAGACAUUACUUUUGAGACUUUUUCAAAAGUUUUGGUCAACGACGAAGAUCAUGAAUUGCUUGAGUUAGCCUCGAUUCUUUUGGACCCCAAGAAUAUAUCAGGCAUCCCAGAAUAUUCUAAUGUUGACUUGGGCAAUAUACCACUAGUCAAACGUCUUGAGAGUAAUCACCAGAAAUCAUUGCUUGCAAUUUGGUUCCGGAAGCAUUACGAAGCUCUUCACCCCUCUAAAUCUUCUGAUCUGUUGGAUGCCAUUUUCGAGUACCUUUGUUGUGGUGAGAUAAAGAAGGCAGUUGAGAAAGCAAUUGAGUCGCAAAAUCUUCAUUUAGCCUCUCUCAUUACUCUCAUCGAUUCGAAUGACAGCGCAGUAAAGAAUUUGGCUAGCGGCCAGCUUGAUUCUUGGAACGAUGCUCAAGCAACGAGCCUCAUACCUACAGCAGUUGUUGAUAUCCACAGAUUGCUUGCUGGCAAGUAUGACCAACUCUCAAAAAAGCCUGUCAAAAAUCUCUCCUUAGCAUUGAAGAUCUUUUAUGGCUCGAAUAGCGAGACCAUUGAUACGGUCACACAGGAGAAGGUCGAUAGUCUAGACUCCGGAGAUCUUCAGGAGAUAUUCCGUAUCUAUUCUUACAUAAAGAGAAACUUGAUCGGAGACGCGGCUUCGUAUCUCGCUCGCUCUAAUUUGAGCUUGAAAUUCAAGUGGAUUAUGUAUCAAGCAUCCAAAUUGCAUUCAGAAGCCAGUCAUGACUGUGAUUCAGUGACGCAAAAGCUCGUAGCUGAGCUUGAAAGUGCUGGAUUAUGGAAGGAGGCUAUUGCCGUAGCUGCAUCAAUGAACAGUGCUGGCGAAGCCCAUGACUUGAUAAGGCAAAUCGUGCUUGCAAACGUGGAUAAGUUAAACCAAGAGGGCGGAGAUGACGAAAAGUUCCUUGUCACAGUACUCAAGGUACCUAGAGGUUUGAUCUACGAGGCUAUUUCCAUAGAGAAGCGCCAAAAGCACGAUUUCUGGGGCUGCUGCCAAGCCUUGGCCACCGCAGAGUUAUGGGAUGAAGCGCACGAGGUUAUAGUUAACGAGCUUGGUCCAAUGACCGUGGUUGAAAAUGCGACUUCCUCAAUCUCUCGACUCCUAUCCCUUAUCGAGGCGUUCCCUAGUCAGGGUCUGAUAAUCACAAGUUGGAACCAAGGCGCCGGCUUGUUCGCUCGAUACUUUGAGGUUUUGGAGUCCUACGAGGAAAGCUCUCAAGUUGCAAAUGAGGAUAUUGUGUUCCUAUUGGACAACAUUGCACUUGCAACUGUGCCCAACACAUUUGCAGCCAAAACCGCAUUCAAGGUGAUGUCUCGCCGAAUUGCCGAUUUAGCUCUCGCAAGCGGAGAAAAAUUCAGCAACCUCGAUGACAAAUUAUUUUCCCUCAAGCUUGGCGAGAACGAAAAAAGAUAUUUGACCUCGCGCUUGGCGGCUGCUUAG
Molecule: messenger RNA, 4341 nt
Organism: Australozyma saopauloensis
Lineage: Eukaryota; Fungi; Ascomycota; Pichiomycetes; Serinales; Metschnikowiaceae
Product: nucleocytoplasmic transporter
Exons: 1
Coding region: 1-4341 (1446 amino acids)
Biological process (GO): telomere tethering at nuclear periphery; post-transcriptional tethering of RNA polymerase II gene DNA at nuclear periphery; protein import into nucleus
Cellular component (GO): nuclear pore; nuclear pore cytoplasmic filaments
Molecular function (GO): RNA binding; structural constituent of nuclear pore
Source: RefSeq, a predicted model, not a curated record